Scylla paramamosain (green mud crab) is the source of this 1922-nucleotide messenger RNA. Its product is annotated as protein GVQW3-like. The transcript has 3 exons. Bases 827 to 1882 code for a protein of 351 amino acids. Lineage: Eukaryota; Metazoa; Arthropoda; Malacostraca; Decapoda; Portunidae. The record is from RefSeq and is a predicted model, not a curated record. Gene Ontology annotation, molecular function: nucleic acid binding.
AAAGAAAUCAUGUGAUUUCUUUAGUAAUUUUAUACACGCAUAAAUCUGGUACUUGAAUUCACGUGAUAAUACAUUACUAAAAAUGGCAUUCUGGGCGUUAAUUAUAUGCUUUUGUUAACAUUAAAUUUAAAAUAAAAUAGUAAAAAUAAGGUCAGUCCAGAACAUUAUACAUCCACCUUGAUUAAUUUUAGUUGUUAUAUUUCAUCUGUAGCCUACUAAUGAUAAUCCAUAUAUUCGCAACCUUCAUACAUAUAUAUAGGCUACAAAAUUUUGAGCUGCCCGCUAAAUCAAAUAGUCUACCCGGCCGCCAGGCAAUGCACCAUGCAGUCACUGAAACACGGAGAUUAAAUUGAGUAUUCAUCUCUCUCUCUCUCUCUCUCUCUCUCUGAUGUAUUUAUUUUCUUUACAUCAAUAAAUUAUUUUAAUUUGAAUUUGAAUUUUUCUCUAUUGUCCGUAAAUGCUGGCAAACCACAAAGUAAUCAUAUUAUGUAUUAUGAAAUAGAUUUCAGGGUAGCAUUGUUGGAAUAUAUUAAGGAAUUAUCACCAUAGUAAGCUAAAAUAAUAGGGCGAGGGAGUUUGCGCAACGCGCUGCUCGGAUGGUCUGCCUUGUACUUGCCAGGCCGUUGGCGCGAAAACUGUGGGAAAGACAGGGACAGUUCAGGAAGUCUCAGGCUGUUUUGGAGCCUUUCGUGGCUGUGCUAGCAAAUAGCAGGAAGAGCGUAUCCUGCUACUGUAUGGGCUGGAUCAACCUCAACUUGUAACUGGUGGUAGCUACUCCAUCCAUUAAUUCUUUCCCUCUGUUGAGACAACUUAAAGUCGUUUAACAAUGAGCGCUGAACAGCGAACAAACUUGAAGUUUUUGGUGCAGUUGGGGAAAACGCCGUCAGAAGCACUGGGUAUGCUGCAAAAAGUGUACGGGGAUGAGACAAUGUCACGCUCACGUGUUUUUGAGUGGUGCAAGAGGUUCAAAGAGGGCCGGGAGGACGUGGAAGAUGACCCCAGGAGUGGAAGACCCUCAACGAGCAGGAAUGAGGCCAAUGUUGAGCGUGUCAAGCAGAUGGUGCGUGACGAUCGUCAGUUGACUGUUCGAAAGAUCGCAGAUGAGCUUGGCAUGAACCACAACAGCGUGUGGAAGAUUAUCACUGAAGAUCUGGGCAUGCGGAAAGUCUGUGCGAAGAUGGUGCCGAGACUCCUGAACGAUGACCAGAAGGGACGACGCAUGCAGGUGUGUCAGGACAUCCUCGAGCGUCUGGAAACUGAACCAGACUUGCUCAGGAGAGUCAUCACCGGCGAUGAGUCCUGGGUAUUUGAGUACGACCCGGAGACCAAACGCCAGAGCCUUCAAUGGAAGAGUCCGGCGUCGCCACGGCCGAAGAAAGCAAGGCAGUCCAGGUCCAGCUUCAAGGUCAUGUUGAUCGCUUUCUUCGAUGUGAGGGGCAUCGUCCACUGCGAGUUCUUGCCACAGGGCCAGACAGUCAACCAACAUGUGUACAAAGAAGUACUGCGGCGUCUGCUUCGUGCAGUGCGCAAGAAGAGGCGGGAGUUGUGGCAGGGCAACUCGUGGCUGCUUCACCACGACAAUGUGCCUGCUCACAAUGCCCUGAGCAUCAGAGAGUUCUUGGCCAAGAAGAACAUCGCCGUGCUGGAGCAACCGCCCUACUCACCUGACCUCGCUCCGUGCGACUUCUUCCUCUUCCCCAAGCUCAAGGAGGUCAUGAAGGGGACCCGUUUUGAUGAUGCGGACGACAUCAAAAAGGCCGUGACGACGGAGCUGAGGAGCAUCCCGCAAGAAUCCUUCCAGCAGUGCAUGCAAGCCUGGCAGAGAAGGAUGGACAAGUGCAUGCGGUGCCAGGGGGAUUACUUCGAAGGAGAUAACCUAUAGUUUGUAGCCUGGAUGUGAAAUAAAACUUGUGUGGCACCAG